GUCCGUGGCCGAAGCCACCGAGGUGGAUCUGAACAUGCGUGUGGGUCUGCACACGGGGAGGGUGCUCUGUGGCGUGUUGGGUCUCAGGAAGUGGCAGUAUGACGUGUGGUCCAACGACGUGACGCUCGCCAACGUGAUGGAGGCCGGAGGUCUGCCCGGGAAGGUGCACAUCACUCGCUCCACGCUGGAGUGUCUGAACGGAGAUUACGAGGUGGAGCCGGGGAACGGCCGCGAGAGACACUCCUUCCUGCUCAAACACGACAUCGAGACCUUCUUCAUAGUGCCAUCUCACCGCAGGAAG
Molecule: messenger RNA, 301 nt
Organism: Puntigrus tetrazona (Sumatra barb)
Lineage: Eukaryota; Metazoa; Chordata; Actinopteri; Cypriniformes; Cyprinidae
Product: adenylate cyclase type 1-like
Exons: 2
Biological process (GO): intracellular signal transduction; adenylate cyclase-activating G protein-coupled receptor signaling pathway; cAMP biosynthetic process
Molecular function (GO): adenylate cyclase activity
Source: RefSeq, a predicted model, not a curated record